Molecule: messenger RNA, 5304 nt
Organism: Mauremys mutica (yellowpond turtle)
Lineage: Eukaryota; Metazoa; Chordata; Testudines; Geoemydidae
Gene: HIP1
Product: huntingtin interacting protein 1
Exons: 31
Coding region: 260-3289 (1009 amino acids)
Biological process (GO): clathrin coat assembly; endocytosis; actin filament organization
Cellular component (GO): extrinsic component of postsynaptic membrane; clathrin-coated vesicle; presynapse
Molecular function (GO): phosphatidylinositol-3,5-bisphosphate binding; actin filament binding; phosphatidylinositol-3,4-bisphosphate binding
Source: RefSeq, a predicted model, not a curated record
CGCCCCUCACCUCGCCUCUGCGUCCAGCUCCGCUCUGCCUUGCUCGGGGCACUCCGCAGCCUGCAGGCUGGCCCCGCUCCCAGGCCGGCCCCGGGCGCUGAUUCGCAAGGGGGCCGCGAUGGGCUUUUCUGAACCGUAGUAACCGGACGAGCCUCUGAGCAUUCAGAGAACGGGGCCUGGGGGAGGGGAGCGCUGUCUUCUUCUUGGAUAUUGUGAGCGUCAAGCUUCGGGGUUUCUGAGCCGGGAGCAGCCCUUGGCCAUGGAGGUGGGCAAGAUGACCGUCAGCAUCAAUAAGGCCAUUAACACCCAGGAAGUGGCUGUCAAGGAGAAACACGCCAGAACAUGCAUCCUGGGAACCCACCACGAGAAAGGAGCUCAGACCUUCUGGUCCGUCGUGAACCGACUGCCCCUCUCCAGCAACGCCGUGCUCUGCUGGAAGUUCUGCCACGUGUUCCACAAGCUCCUCCGUGAUGGACACCCAAAUGUCCUGAAAGACUCUGUGAGGUACAAGAACGAGCUGAACGACAUGAGCAGGAUGUGGAGUCAUCUGAGUGAGGGCUAUGGGCAGCUGUGCAGCAUCUACCUCAAACUGCUGAGAACCAAAAUGGAGUUCCAUAUGAAAAACCCCCGGUUCCCAGGCAAUCUCCAGAUGUCUGACCGGCAGCUCGACGAGGCAGGAGAAAACGACGUCAAUAACUUCUUCCAGCUGACGGUGGAGAUGUUUGACUAUCUGGAGUGUGAGCUGAACCUGUUCCAGACGGUAUUCAGCUCCUUGGACAUGUCUCGCUCCGUGUCGGUCACUGCUGCUGGCCAGUGCCGGUUGGCCCCGCUGAUACAGGUGAUACUGGACUGCAGCCAUCUCUAUGACUACACCGUUAAACUCCUCUUCAAGCUGCACUCCUGCCUCCCCGCUGACACACUACAGGGCCACAGGGACCGUUUCCUGGAGCAGUUCAGAAAGUUGAAAGAUUUGUUCUAUCGCUCCAGCAACCUGCAGUACUUUAAACGGCUGAUUCAGAUCCCACAACUCCCAGAGAAUCCUCCCAACUUUCUGCGGGCCUCGGCUCUUUCAGAGCACAUCAGUCCCGUGGUGGUCAUCCCGGCUGAGGCCUCGUCCCCAGACAGCGAGCCCAUCACCGAUCUAGUGGAGACGGACACAGCGUCACAACAGAGCUUGUUUGACAAUAAGUUUGAUGACAUCUUUGGCAGUUCGUUCAGUAACGAUCCUUUCAACUUCAGCGGUCAGAAUGGGAUGAACAAGGAUGACAAGGACCGGUUGAUCGAGCAGCUGUACCGGGAGAUCAGUGCGCUGAAGGAGGAGCUGGAGAACUUCAAGGCAGAGAGCCAUCGCCUAGGGGUGCAGCUGAGGGGACGGAUCAGCGAGCUGGAGGCAGAGCUAGCGGAGCAGCAGCACCUCAAGCAGCAGGCCCUGGACGAGAGCGAUUUCCUGCGCACCGAGCUGGAGGAGCUGAAGAAGCAGUGGGAGGAUACUGAGAAAGCACAGAGGAGCCUGACAGAGAUUGAGAGGAAGGCGCAGGCUAACGAGCAGCGGUACACCAAGCUGAAGGAGAAGUACAGCGAGCUGGUGCAGAACCAUGCUGACCUGCUGCGCAAGAACGCAGAGGUCACCAAGCAGGUAACGAUAGCCAGACAGGCCCAAGGCGAUGUGGAGCGGGAGAAGAAAGAGUUAGAGGACUCCUUCCAGCGCGUGAGUGAGCAGGCCCAGAGGAAGACUCAGGAACAGACAGAUGUCUUGGAAACCUUGAAGAGAGAGCUCACAGCCAGCAAGCAGGAGCUGCAGGCCCUACAAAGCACCCUGCAAUCCAGUUUGCAGUCGGAAGCAGAGCGUAGCACCAGGACAGCAGGCCUGGAGCAGGAGAGGGACACCCUGGUGGUGGCAGUGACCCAGCGCAGCCAGGAGGUGGCGGCAUUGCAGGCCGAGCUGCAGCAGCUGAAGGACGCUCUAGACAGCGAGAAGGAGAGCAGCAGUAAAUCGCUGGAGACGCUGCAGACCCGGCUGGGAGAGAAGGAGAGCCGUGAGCAGGCCCUCCAGCAGCGGCUCCUGGACGAGCAGUUUGCCUUGCUGCAGUGCACGGUGCAGGAGGCAGAGCAGAUGGUGCAGGACUCCCUGAACCGACUCGAUGACCCCGCCCACAUCAGCUGCACGAGCUCUGCAGAUUAUCUCCUGUGCAGAACGUUGGCUGCCUCCGACUGCAUAGAGCGGCUCCAGGGCGCGCAUGGCAAAUACCUUUCCAACCGCUCAGAUGUAAGCAGCCUGCUGCCAUGCGUGGCCCUGUUUGCCCAUCUCAUCAGCGACACCAUCUUGCAGGGCAGCGCCACCUCCCACAUGGUCCCUAUGGAGCCUGCUGACUUGCUGUCGGAGAUGUGUAAGCAGUGCGGGAGCGAGGCCCUGCGCUACCUUGGUGCCCUGAAAGACGAGGCCUCCCUGGGGGGCGCCGACUGCACCGCCGUCAGAAACUGCCUGAGCCGGAUCAGCGCCCUCGGAGAGGAGCUUCGGCCCAAAGGCCUGGACGUUGAGCAGGAGGAGCUGGGGGACCUGGUGGACAAGGAGAUGGCAGCUACGUCAGCAGCUGUCGAGACGGCAGUUGCCAGGAUAGAGGAUAUGCUCAGCAAGUCUCGGGCUGGGGACACCGGGGUCAAGCUGGAGGUCAAUGAGAGGAUUCUGGGCUCCUGCACAGACCUGAUGCAGGCUAUCCAGGUGCUAGUCCUGGCUUCUAAGGACCUCCAGAGGGAGAUUGUGGAGAGCGGAAGGGGCGCGGCGUCCCCCAAGGAGUUCUACGCCAGGAAUUCCCGCUGGACGGAGGGCCUGAUCUCCGCGUCCAAAGCCGUGGGCUGGGGAGCCACCGUCAUGGUUGACGCCGCUGACCUGGUGGUGCAAGGAAAAGGCAAAUUCGAGGAGCUGAUGGUGUGCUCCCAUGAGAUCGCGGCCAGCACUGCCCAGCUGGUGGCUGCCUCCAAGGUGAAAGCGGAUAAGGACAGUGCUAACCUGGCCAGGCUCCGGCAGGCAUCGCGAGGAGUCAACCAGGCCACUGCCGGGGUGGUGGCCUCCACCAAGUCAGGGAAGUCUCAGAUUGAGGAGAAAGACAGUAUGGACUUCUCCAGCAUGACACUAACUCAGAUCAAACGCCAGGAAAUGGACUCACAGGUGCGAGUGUUGGAGCUGGAAAACCAGCUGCAGAAGGAGCGCCAGAAGCUGGGAGAACUCCGCAAGAAGCAUUAUAAGCUAGCGGGCGUGGCAGAGGGCUGGGAUGAGGACGCUGCAGAGUAGCUUCCCAUGCCUGAAUCAGCGACCGACGGACGCCCCUUCAGGUGGCCGUGACCCAGCUUGGUGCAGCUCUUUCUGAAGAUACAAACUAAACCAGUGCAAAAUCCACCUUGAAGCACAUGUCCUCUGCGUUCCCAAGGACCCUCCUCCAGCGCACCCGGCCGGGCAGCCGCUCCACCCUCGACUGGGCAAGUAGAAAGUGCGGAGGCCUGAAGUGCCCGGAGCAAGGCUCCCGCAGCCAUGGCAGCGCCGCUCCCCACGGCCACGGGACACAGACUCUGCCCGCGUGUUUAGUGCAGCUGCGUUGGGUCCUGACUGUAAGCCUGGGUUCCUUCUUGCACAGACUCUGAACCGGUUUUGCCUCGGCGACACGAGCCAGGACGCACCCUGUGCCCUGGCGGCAGCAGCUCCGAUCUGGCGGGGGGGGCUGGGGCUUUCUGUCCCCACUGUGUUUUGCCAACCCCCCGCCAGACGGCGGCUGUGUCACGCUGGGCAGGGCAUGGAAAUGCAGCCAAGCCGGUUCUGCUGCUGGCGAGGCUGGGUGGGCUCGGCUUGGUGCUGGGCACACUGCCCUCCCCACCCCCACGCUCCCUCUCCCACUUGCUGUUCUAAGCUGGCCCUGCGCAGCCGAGAGCCCGUGGGGGGGUGCUGCACCCGGGGGGUGGACGACGAGUGCCUUUCACUGCUGGAAGAGGGCCAGCGUGCCACACUAACACCUCAUCCGCGAGUGUCUUACUGCACUUGGAACGGGGCCGGCCCAGGGCAGCUGCCAGCGGAGCCCCAGCACGCAGUCCGGGGAGCCCUGGUCCCUUAAAGCCAUGCGUUAGACAGCCGGUGGGGGCUGGGCUGCCCAGGCAGAGAGCAGCGCCCGCCCCUGAGCCCCCGGUGACUCGGCCUGACGGCAUGGGAGAGCGUCCGCUGGCAGCCCCAGCCCAGAGCAGGGAGCUGGCCCAGCCUGGUGCCUGGAGCAGAUCACUGUGUUAGUGCCAGCAAUAAACCACUGACUGAGGUGCUUGGCCCGGCACAAGCGGGAGGCGUCUUUCCGAGCUCCUGCCGCUCCAUCACAGCCUCUGCCUUUGCCAGCGGGGAGAGUUACCCGGGCCGCCCCCGCGGGUAAUACGCGGAGCUGCCCCACCGGCUCUGAUCCCCACCCAGUGGGAAGGGGCACUGGGACCCCGGGUACCCAGCUCACUGAUCGGAGCAGCACGGCUGGUGCAGACUGCAGGCAGCUGGUGCUGGACUGACCCUUGGUGCCCUCCGCGGGCUGCUCUAGAAUUUGGAACAAGCACGGUCCCCUUCGCUGCCUCUGUGCCCUCCAUGCUGGCGCACAGCUGGGCAUCGUCUGGGCACUGUGAGCCCACGGGGGCAGCCCAUGGCCCGGAGAGCUGCUGGAGGGUUUGCUUGGGAAGCCAGGGAUGGGAGCAGAGCCGCGACCCCUGGGAACGCCUCCCUUCCCUUCUAGACGGGGCAGAGGAGGCUGAAGCCGCUUGGUGGCCUGUGUCAUUUCACCCCUUUUGAGGCAGCGAAUCCAAAGGCUCCCUGCUGAACUCCUUGGGGAGCUCAGGGUGGGGGUCUGAGCUCACCCCUCCCUGGGAGCCCAGCCAGCUGCUCAGAACAUGGCCACCCCAUCGUUUAGAUCCUCCCGCUCCCUGCUCAGGCAGCACCCGCCGGGAAUGGAGGGGCAGUCUGCCCUCGCAGUAACACAACACCGUCCUGCUCUGCUAGGGGAGGGGGCUUCCGGGCGCUGCCUCUCAGCCAGUGCUGACAAUACCCUCCCUGCUGCCACAGCCAGGCAGUCCUGGGCUGCUUGUACCCAGCCGCCAGCCUGCACGGGGGCAGUUCAUGCAAAUCACGACCGGUUUCAUCCCCUGGGAAUCGUACUGCAGUGAGAUGUGGAGGCGAAUUUGGCUUUGUGUGUGCGCGUGGCUGGUCCCCCUGUCCCUGCCAGGGCCCGUGGCUGCCCGGUGCGUGUGCCCGGUUCCCCUCCCCCUGCCAGGGCCAGGGGCUGCGGGUCGGUG